Messenger RNA from Blepharisma stoltei, 1128 nucleotides. NCBI's taxonomy places the organism in Eukaryota, Ciliophora, Heterotrichea, Heterotrichida, Blepharismidae. The record is from the annotation of a GenBank genome assembly.
AUGUUCAGCAAAUUUGGCAAAAUUUGUCAAGAAAGGUUCCAAAUACUCAAGCACAGAGAAGAAAUCCUUUCAGGCAGAUCUCCACGAAAAUCACCAAGACCUCAAGCGCCAAGAUCUAAAUCACAACAGCUGUCACCAGAAAAACUGCAAGAAAUAUUAAGGGAUAGUAUCGUUUCAGACUCUCCACAAAAUAAGUCGCCUCCAAAGCAAAGCUAUGCAUUUAUGUCUCAAACACGAGAUGAGUUUUAUAAAGCAAAUGGCUUAAAAAGCCCAGCACCACCAUGUAACCACUAUGAUGCUCGAUAUGAAUUAUGCUAUUUUUCAUUAUUAUAAGCUAUUUUUUAAUAAAAAAAAUAAUUUUGAAAUUCAAUAUAAAUCUAUAUAGUCGAUAAACAGCCUAGAAAAACAGAUUUCAGAGAAAGACCCAAAACGGCUUCAAGAGUAAGAAAUCAGUCAAAAAUAAGCGAUUUAGAAAAUAUCCCAGAGCGGCCAAGGACAAAAUUAAAAGGUGCAAUUCCUUUAGAUAAACAAUUACCAAGACCAAGUAUCGUUAAAAUGACAAAUGAUGUAAACGAAAAAAGAUUCGAACAUUAUGAAGACAUGCCAGUUGUGCUAGGAAAAUAUAAAAGAGUUAGCACCCCUGAUAUAGCAAAAUCAAAGCCAAGAGAUGAUAAAUUUUUGCAUGAAGAUGUGUUCCCUACCUAUGAUACUUCAUAUAAACUUGUAUCAGAUGAUUUAGGAAAAGUAUAGUAUUUUCUAUUAAAAUUGGAAAAAGUUUUAUUAAUAAAAAUAAUUAAGUUUUUUCAGUAAAAAAAUAUAGCGAAUUUUGAUAAAUAUUCGCCGAGAAAACCUAUAUUAUUGAGCCAUCUAACAAAUAUGCAUGGAUAUAAAGUAAACUAUGGAAUGGUUGAAAGGAGAGUUAGCUCUCCUGACUUCAAAAAGGUGGGAUCAAGACCUGAAAGUGCUAGUCCAUUACCAAUUUAUAUGCAGAAAAUUAACUCAAGGGCGUCUCUUAACAUUUUAAGCGAAAAAAUGCUUGAAAUGAACUCAGCUCUGGAUAUAUCCAGAAUCUCUUUGUCUGGGAGCCCAGUAAAAUUAAGAUCGCCAAAUUUAAGCAUGAUUUAUUAG